Messenger RNA from Biomphalaria glabrata, 1541 nucleotides. RefSeq lists its product as uncharacterized. The record is from RefSeq and is a predicted model, not a curated record. Bases 261 to 1541 code for a protein of 426 amino acids. The transcript is spliced from 8 exons. Lineage: Eukaryota; Metazoa; Mollusca; Gastropoda; Planorbidae.
AAUGUUAUUUCAUAUAGACACUUAUGAUGUCAGAAAAUGAUAGUUUUUAGGUAUGGCCUAAAUUGUUUAUAAUUUGAUAUUCCAACGAAACGAGUGUCAUUUAUCAUAAGAUAAACAUUGGUGUGCUAUUCAAGGUAAAAAUAUUUGAACUUCCUGGUUAAUUGGUAGCGUGUAUGAUAAGAUCAUUUUACCUCAAAUAAGGAUACUGUUGAACAUGAUUAAAACAUUAAAGUGUGUUUUCAACAGCGAGAUAUUUCAAAAUGUGGAUAUUAUUCAUUAUUUGCUUGUGGAAUAUUAAUAGAGCUGCGUGUGCUGUCUGUGACAUUGGUCGCUUUGGUUCACGAUGUCAAUACAAGUGUCACUGUAAAAAUGUCUGCCAAGAUGAUGGAACCUGUGUCGGUGAAUGUGCAGAUGGUUGGUUCGGAUUACAGUGUCAAUACCAGAAUGUAGUGUAUUUUUACAAAACGGCAGUCUCCCCCAUAAAUGCAGAAACUCUUUUUACAAAUAAUAAUGUUUGCAACAAUAUCAAUUCCCUGAACGAAGUAUCCAUAGACUGGAGUACGACUCUUCCUUUCUCCUGGAUGAGAAUCAAGACACUAAAUAACGGUGCACUAAGUACUCUUCGUGUUAGUAUUAAAGAGUCAAAUUUAGAGAGUCCGUGCACAAAUCUGAGAUUUUUUCAAGUGGAUGCCAUGACAUUCGACGUUUACUGCGACUGUAAUGGCGGGAUGACAACAUUGAAACUAGCAGGAGAUAGUGUUGCAUCUAUUUGCACAAUACUUGUGAAUGGAGGAAGAAAUGUGGCACUGUUUCAAAACACUUCACAGACGUCGACGUAUUCAAGCGAAAGCAAUUUUGGAUCACAGAAAGCAGUCGAUGGAGUGGUAGAGCCAACGUGUUCCGAUAAAGGUUGCAGUCAUACAACAAAUGAUCCUAAUCGUGAUCCACAUCCAAGCUGGACAGUCAUUUUUGAUCAACCUUAUGCAAUUGACAAAUUUGUGAUAUACAAUCGUAAAGAUGAUUCACAAUUUCGCUUGAUACACUUCAGUCUUGAGGCUUUUGACAAAAAGAACACAUCAAUUUUCCGUCACAAAGAUCAAAGCGACAUCUAUGAACUAGUUUACACCAUUGUUUUGCCAGCAGCUCUGACUGUGUAUCAAGUCAUAAUUAGUCAGACAGAAUUUUUUGAUUCGGACAAGAGACCUUAUGUGUCUAUUAAUGAGUUUGAAGCCUAUGGAGAAUGCUCACCAGGACGAUACGGCUUAUACUGUGUGCCGUGUACAGGUCAUUGCGAUUCUCAAUGUCGUGCGAUUGAUGGCCAUUGUGACGUCUGCUUCCCUGGUUACAAGGGAGACAAAUGUGACGAAGCUUGCCCACCGGGAAAAUACGGUCCGAACUGCUCCGGGACAUGUUCUCAACACUGUUUCACAGAAUACAAUUGUGAUAAUACCAAUGGAAACUGUGCACCAUGCAAACCAGGCUACAAGGGAGGCAAAUGUAAUGAAGGUUGUACAUUUCUAGCAUUCUUUUGCUUGUUUUAA